GAACUAGCGAGAGAAUGCCGUCAUUUAAUGGCAUUCGUUUAUGUUUCGACUGCUUAUUCUCAUCAUUACAAUCAAACGAUCGAGGAGAAAUUUUACCCGCCACCGGCCGAUUUGAAGCUGAUCAAAGAUUUGAUACGUGCUGACGAAGAGAACGCAGCUGGAGUUACCGAGGAAGUGGUUCAAAGCAUGGUAGACAAGUGGAUCAAUAUUUACAGCUUUAGUAAAGCCACCACUGAAGAAUUGGUUCGCGAUUUUGCUAGAAAAACCUCGUUACCCUGUAUCGUCUAUCGGCCUUCAAUAGUUAUAUCGACAUACAAGGAACCAAUUCCAUGGAUUGGAAACAAAAAUGGUCCAGUAGUAUUGAUAUCAGCAGGCAUGAAUGGUUACUUAUAUGUGUUGUAUUGGUAUGAGCACGUUAUUAUUGACAUGAUUCCGGUUGACAUGACAAUUAAUGGCCUUUUGGCAGCGAUUUGGGACUUUGUCGUGAAUAGGAAAUCGAAUGAACCACAAGUAUACAAUUAUGCAAGUUCCGAUUGGAAUCCAUUAAAAACCUUUGAACUAUGUGCACACAGUAGAGACAUUGUACAUAAGAAUCCUUCGGUUAAAGCGGUCUGGUACCCGUUUCUCAUUUGUUCUAACAACAUUCUCAUUUUCCUUCUACUUCAUACACUUUGGCAUGUUUUACCAAGUUUAUUUAUCGACUUAUUCCGUUUACUUCGGGGAAAGAAACCAGUACUCACAAGAAUAUUGGUCAACGUAACAAAAAAUUAUAGAUUACUGUCGUAUCUUGCAUGCUCCAAGUGGGUUAUCAAGGCGGAUAAACUCAAAGAAAUUCAAAGUAGAAUGAACAAAGUCGAUUUGGAAGAGUUUCCUUGUGAUUUAGGAUCAGUGGACUGGUAUAAAAGUUUAGAAAAAUUUAUAGUAGCUUUACGAAAACUGCAGAAUGAACCACCGUACGCGAGUAAACCACCGUACUCGAGGCAAAGCGGAAGAAUCGAAAUUUGA
This is a messenger RNA of Eufriesea mexicana, 1005 nucleotides long. Its product is annotated as putative fatty acyl-CoA reductase CG8306. The record is from RefSeq and is a predicted model, not a curated record. Bases 28 to 1005 code for a protein of 325 amino acids. Gene Ontology annotation, biological process: long-chain fatty-acyl-CoA metabolic process. The transcript has 4 exons. Gene Ontology annotation, cellular component: peroxisome. Lineage: Eukaryota; Metazoa; Arthropoda; Insecta; Hymenoptera; Apidae. Gene Ontology annotation, molecular function: alcohol-forming very long-chain fatty acyl-CoA reductase (NADP+) activity.